Syngnathus typhle (broad-nosed pipefish) is the source of this 3285-nucleotide messenger RNA. It is a transcript of the gene gpsm2, whose product is annotated as G protein signaling modulator 2. NCBI's taxonomy places the organism in Eukaryota, Metazoa, Chordata, Actinopteri, Syngnathiformes, Syngnathidae. Bases 615 to 2582 code for a protein of 655 amino acids. The record is from RefSeq and is a predicted model, not a curated record. The transcript has 18 exons. Gene Ontology annotation, molecular function: GTPase regulator activity; protein binding.
UGAUGGCUAACAUUGCCAUGGUAACAGGAGGCUGUUACUAAGUACUGCGUUGCACCGUCGCUGGCAGACCAGGAAACGGUAGCAGUGUUGCUGGCACAGUCCUUCGCCACCGAGACAUCAGUGGGACUACACGGCACUGCAGGGACAUCAAUGGAAGGUCAGGGGGGUGAUGACUAUUAUAUUCCGAGGGAACAAGAGAAGCAGCAGUCUGCGCAUUGCUUUCACUCAACACGGAUUUCAGUCAAGGUAGACUGCAGGAGGAGCCAUAGCUGACCUGGAGCAGUGGCCUUUGCUCAGGUGUGAGAAGAAAGCGUCUCUCUUUGAUGAUGACGCCCUCUGCUGGGAGAAAUAAGAAAUGUGGCUUUCUAGGUUUCCUGCCCCCGUGAGAAGGAGCUACAGAGGGCCACCCAGGGGGAGACUGAGGGGCAGGGACGCAAAAGACACAAAGCAGCCCAGUGGACUCACACUAGCCUCCCUCCCUUCUGCGGACUUUUUGAUUUUCUUUCAUUAACUUCCAAUUUGAUCUUCUUCUUUGCGUGUACUUUCUUUAUUUUUCCAACGCAAUCAUUUGGUCUGGAACGAAAUUAGGAUUUUCCCUCAUAUUAUGCACAGCGAUGGAUACAGACGGCUCAGUGAUUAGCACAAGAGCUGAGGAUCAGUCCUUCCAUGUCCGCUACAGGAUGGAGGUGUCGUGCCUUGAGCUGGCGCUGGAGGGCGAGCGCCUCUGCAAGGUGGGCGACUACCGAGCCGGCGUGUCCUUCUUCGAAGCCGCCAUCCAGGUCGGCACGGAGGACCUCCAGGUGCUCAGCGCCAUCUACAGCCAGCUGGGCAACGCCUACUUCCACCUGCACGACUACGCCAAGGCGCUGGAGUUCCACCGGCACGACCUGACCUUGACCAGGACCGUCGGGGAUCUCCUCGGAGAAGCCAAAGCCAGCGGCAAUCUCGGCAACACGCUGAAGGUGUUGGGGAGGUUCGAUGAGGCCAUGGUGUGCUGUCAGAGGCACUUGGAUAUUGCCAGGGAUGUAAAUGACAAGGUGGGUCAGGCGCGAGCUCUGUACAAUUUUGGGAACGUCUACCACGCGAAAGGGAAAAGUAUUUGCUGGAGCGGAGCAGAGCCUGGAGAUUUCCCAGAAGACGUCAUGGCAGCCCUGAGGAAGGCUUCGGAAUAUUACGAGGCAAAUUUGGGCCUCGUCCAAGAAGUCGGUGAUCGGGCCGCCCAGGGUCGAACCUACGGGAAUCUGGGUAACACUCAUUACCUGCUCGGGAACUUUCGGAAUGCCGUGGCGUCUCACGAGCAGCGUUUGCUCAUAGCGAAGGAAUUCGGCGACCGCUCGGCAGAAAGACGAGCUUACUGCAACUUGGGCAACGCUUACAUCUUCCUGGGAGAGUUUGAAGUGGCAGCUGAGCAUUAUAAGAGGACGUUGCAGCUAGCGAGGCAGCUGAAGGAUCGUGCGGUGGAAGCUCAGGCGUGCUACAGUCUGGGCAACACGUAUACUCUGCUGCAGGACUACGAGAGAGCCAUCGAUUACCACCUCAAACACCUCAUCAUAGCCCAGGACCUCAAUGACCGGAUCGGAGAAGGUCGAGCGUGCUGGAGUCUGGGAAACGCCCACACUGCACUUGGGAACCAUGACCAGGCCAUGCACUUUGCUGAGAAACACCUGGAGAUCUGCAAAGAGACAGGAGACAGGAGCGGCGAGCUGACGGCACGUAUGAACGUGACAGAUCUGCAGACAGUGUUAGGUCUGAGCUACAGCACCAACAACUCCACCCUGUCUGAGAACAGGGACACCGACUACAAGUUGCAAGGGGCUAAGCCGAGGUUGAGCAGGAGGCACAGCAUGGAGAACCUGGAGCUGAUGAAGCUCACGCCUGACAAGAUGAACGGUCAGAAGUGGAACAGCGACAUCCUGAGCAAACAAAGCAAGCCUACCUUCACCAAGAGCUCCUCCAAGUUGUUCUUUGUCAGCCGUCUACGCGGGAAGAAGUUCAAGGCUAGCGGAGGUUCCGGUAAGGUCCUCCAGGAUGCCAGUAACACCCUGGAAAGCGGCCACAAGCGAUCCAGUCCUGACAUGCUCGGCGACGAAGGCUUCUUCGACCUCCUCACUCGCUUCCAGAGCAACCGCAUGGACGACCAGCGCUGCUCCAUUCAGGAGAAAGGCAGCAGCAGGUUGUCGCUCAACGGCGGCCCCCAGUCUCCCCCUAGGAUCAUCAGGAAAUCCGUUUCCGAGAACACUAACGUGUCUGGCGCUCAAGGCCGGCGGCUAGAGGACACCUCAGCUACAGGCGGGAGCCUGCCGGGCCUCAGACUCAACCAGAACAGCAACCAGGCCGUGCUCAGCCACCUGAUGGCCAACGUGGACAACGCCGAGCCCGACGAAGACUUUUUUGACAUGCUCGUCAAGUGCCAGGGGACCCGUUUGGACGACCAGCGCUGUGCACCGCCCCCUCCUCCGGCUCGCGGACCCACGGUACCGGACGAGGACUUCUUCAGCCUCAUCAUGCGCUCACAAGCCAAGCGAAUGGACGAGCAGCGCGUCACAUUGCCGUCUUGCGCGGCAAAGGCCAACCACAGCUAAACGAAGCACUUAGAAUUUCCCAAGCCCUUCUGAAAGGUGGCAUUUACAACACUUUACAAGUUCAUAAGCGGUAACAGGCAGCAUGUAGUAGAUUACGUGGAAGAAAUCUCUCAACUCUGCUCGCACAAGCGGAAUCAGGGACAAAAUGCUUUUCACAAAUGCGGUGUCAUUAUUUCACUUUGUGUAUUAUUUGUAAUUUGCUCAUGCAUUUCUUCUUCAUUGUUGUACGUUUUGUAACUGUUGUACGUCUGCCGUAAUGUCUUUUUGUGUCUCUCCUGUACCUACAAUGUUUGAUGAAAUAAUUGGGUACACCGCCAUUUUGAAGUGUACCUAAUACAGUGCUUCUCAAUUAUUUUCUGUUACGCCCCCCCCUAGCAAGAAGAAAACUAUUCGCGCCCCCCCUCCCCACCGUGACUAUCCUAACUUGUCUUGUAAGUCGUAAAAUGUUGCACUGUCGCAAACGUGACAGAAGUAACAAUGAGAGCGCCACUGCCCCCUGCUGUAGUAAACGCGCAAUUACACUUUAUUCUAGUACUCCCAAAAAGAAAGCCUGUUCCCCAGGGUCACACGCGCCCCCCCAGGAAUAGCACCGCGCCCCCAAGGGGGCGCGCCCCACUAUUUGAGAAGCACUGGCCUAGGUGACUGAUUCACAAUUUCGUUUUGUCUGAUAUCAGAGAUUAAAUAAAGAAAACCAACUGGCUGA